AUGGGGCCCUCGGAACAGCAGCACUGGCGAGCGGAGGGCCCGGCUGGGACAGAGCGGGUGUCUGACAGGGUCCGUACGGGCGUGGCCGCCUUCCGUCCUUGCAACGGUUCUACGAGGGACCGGGAGUACAUCCGGCACUUGAAAGAGAAAUGCUGCUACGUGGCUUUGGACUUUGACAAGGAGAGAGUGGAAGCCCCCGCGCCUCCCCCCACACAGAAAUACCUCCUGCCCGACGGCCGGGAGGUCACGCUCGGCCAGGAGAGGUUCUUCGGCCCCGAAGUGCUUUUCCAGACCAACCUCAUAGGCAGGAACAGCCUGGGCGCCCACAUGAUCGCCUUCCGCUGCGUCAGUUCCUGCGACCCCGCCCUCUGGAAGAUCCUCUUCGACAACAUCGUGUUGUCUGGCGGCACCGGCUGCUGCUUCGGCCUGAGGUCCCGGAUGCAGAGGGAACUGUCCGCGCUGGUGUCGCCUACAAUCACCGUGGACGUGUCCACCUGCCCCUUUUCCAAAUACGGCGCCUGGGUGGGCGGCUCCAUGCUGUGUUCCCUCUCCACCUUCAAGGACAUGUGGGUCACCAGCAAGGAGUACCAGGACCUCGGUUCCUCCGUGGUCCGCAGGCGAUCCUUCUGA
This is a messenger RNA of Artibeus jamaicensis (Jamaican fruit-eating bat), 630 nucleotides long. Its product is annotated as actin, cytoskeletal 3-like. NCBI's taxonomy places the organism in Eukaryota, Metazoa, Chordata, Mammalia, Chiroptera, Phyllostomidae. The record is from RefSeq and is a predicted model, not a curated record. The transcript has 4 exons. The coding region runs from base 1 to 630 and encodes 209 amino acids.